CCUCAAGAGUUAGACGUACUUAACGCAAAAUACGUAACAGCAGGGUGAUUUACUUCAGAUCGAAGUCAGGCUUCGUUGUUUCUGUCUGAGAGUAUCGUUGAGCAGGAAAUACUAUGAGGAGGUACAGUCCGGAAUAUUAUAGUCCUCCAAGGAGAGGGUAUGGUGGUCGGGGAAGGACUCCUCCGAGGAGGGGAUAUGGUGGAGGUGGUGGGUAUGAGAGACGCAAGGGCCCGAACCAUGGGAGUCUGUUGGUUCGCAACAUUCCUCUGGAUUGCAGACCAGAAGAACUUCGGAUCCCUUUUGAGAGAUUUGGGCUUGUCAGGGAUGUGUAUAUUCCUAAGGACUAUUACACAGGAGAACCUCGAGGAUUUGCAUUUGUGCAGUUUGUGGAUUCUUAUGAGGCCAUUGAAGCUCAGCGCAGUAUGAAUGGAAGAACAUUUGCUGGGAGAGAGAUAUCUGUGGUAGUUGCUGCAGAGACAAGGAAAAGGCCUGAGGAGAUGCGUGCUAAAGCUAGAGUUAGGGAGCCGUCAAGCUAUGAAGGACGACCAUCAUCUUAUUAUGGACGUUCACGUUCUCGUUCAAUAUCUCAUUCGCGCUCUCCCCGCCGUCCUUCAGGUUCUAGAAGUCGAUAUCGUUCAAGGUCAUAUUCUCCUGUCCCCAGACGAAGGGAUGACUACUCUAUUUCCCCAAGUAGAAAGCAUGCUGACUACCCAAGACAGUCGAGGGAUGCUCCACGAGAACAGGAUGGUGAUUACAAUCACAGAUCGUAUUCUCCAGGUUAUGAAAAUGGUGUUGAACAGAACCAAAAUGGAAGUGGUUAUGCUGAGAAAUCUGCUUAUGGUUCUGAAGAAAGAGGGGGAGAUCAUUGGAGAUCAGCGCCUGGUAGAGCAGCAUCAAGGUCUCCAUCUGGAUCAAGGUCUAGAUCUGCUGAUUUGUCACCUAGGCUGAGCUGAUGAGCAGAGAAAAUUUGGGGAAAGAAGGUGGAGAUGUUACUCCCUUUGUCAAGUUUGUACAAUUGUCAGGUCAUCGAAGCAGGUGGUGUAGUUAUCUAGAGGUAAUUGGCUCAAUCUUGCAGAUGGUAGGAGCCUGUAGGUGUUGGCUUGAUAUCAUAACUUAACAGAUUGAUUUCAUCUUCAUGCUUUGGCUUGCAUAAAGGAUUUUAGUUUUGCUCGUUUGUUGUGAUAACGCAAUCAACUGAAGUUUAUAUCUAUCUGUUCUGUGCAUGUCAAGUAAAGUUCAAUCAGUUUCA
Molecule: messenger RNA, 1249 nt
Organism: Carica papaya (papaya)
Lineage: Eukaryota; Viridiplantae; Streptophyta; Magnoliopsida; Brassicales; Caricaceae
Gene: SCL30
Product: SC35-like splicing factor 30
Molecular function (GO): RNA binding
Source: RefSeq, a predicted model, not a curated record